Molecule: messenger RNA, 1221 nt
Organism: Talaromyces amestolkiae
Lineage: Eukaryota; Fungi; Ascomycota; Eurotiomycetes; Eurotiales; Trichocomaceae
Exons: 8
Coding region: 1-1221 (406 amino acids)
Biological process (GO): transmembrane transport; metal ion transport
Cellular component (GO): membrane
Molecular function (GO): metal ion transmembrane transporter activity
Source: RefSeq, a predicted model, not a curated record
AUGGCGAAUCCACACCGUUCACAGGCUAUGCCAGCUUGGAUUGUGUAUUAUUCCUCAAAUAAUUGGGGUUUGAAAUAUGUGAGGGACCUCAAAUUCGGUGAUUUACCGAAAAGAUGUUAUAUAUUUCUAUCAGUCAAGAGUUAUCCCGAAAAAGAGGCAGAUCGCGUACUAAUACUGGCCCAUUUCAAUGCACCGCCGGUUCUCGCUUCGAAAAUGUGUACAGAAAUCAAUGGCUACUUCGGAUCGAGGAGUAGUUACAACGAGAAUGACAAAUUGAAGAGCUACAGCACAUGGAUGCGCUGCCUCGUAAAAAUGAUCCUCAAAGAACCCGCCGAGAACGGCAAGGACUACAAAUGGUAUGAAAUGACUCUACUAAGUCACUGGGACGAGCUUGCAGGGACGCAUCAGAUUCUGUGUAUUGAUACACCAGAGGACUUUCCCGAGAAGCUUAUGAAGGCGUUAUCGCAGCCCUCUUCGAGUCAAGAGACUCAAAAACAUUUCAUGGAUCCGUUCUCGAUGCAUGCGCAGUUGUUGGAUCAAGUUGUAAAGUUGAACGAUGAGUCGGUGUGGGCAGUUCGGGAUCCUAUUCGGGAGAUUGAGAAGAGACGACCAACAGCCGGUCCUGACUUUGAGUCCAUGCACGAAAUAUCUCGACAUACCAUUCAUAUCUCCGAAGUAUUGCUCGUCACGAUCCAAAACUUUGAGAGUCUGAGAGAACAGCAACGAUACGUGCACAACGAAAGCUUAUAUUCCGAAAAAGGCAAAAUGUUGCUGGGUAAAGAAUACCGUGAGCAAGCGCUUGAGUACCUGAAUUUCCAGAUUCAGAUGCUUAAGAGUUUGAGGGAGCGAUCUGUCUCGAAUCAUUCGAGGUUGAGCAGUGAGGUUGUCGUUGCAUACAACCGCAUCGCUCAGCAAGACAAUCGAGCCGUGAGCUCGAUUGCAUUCCUGACCAUGACCUUCCUUCCUGCUGCCUUUAUAUCGUCAUUCUUCAGCACAACAUUCUUCAGCUUCGGCCAGGAUGGCCUACAAGUCUCCAACCAAAUGUGGCUCUACUGGGCUGUGACCAUCCCGUCAACACUGAUCAUCAUGAUCGUCUGGCGUUUGUGUCUGCAUACAAAGGCGCCGUUAACAUAUCGCAACAUCAAGGAUUUCGCCAAGUCCAGGCUGAAACAAAAACAGAAUCAGAAGCAAGAGCAGCUGACUGAGAAGGCAGUCGUUUAA